Messenger RNA from Limulus polyphemus (Atlantic horseshoe crab), 882 nucleotides. RefSeq names its product COMM domain-containing protein 6-like. NCBI's taxonomy places the organism in Eukaryota, Metazoa, Arthropoda, Merostomata, Xiphosura, Limulidae. The transcript is spliced from 7 exons. Bases 166 to 714 code for a protein of 182 amino acids. The record is from RefSeq and is a predicted model, not a curated record.
AGUGGCCAAUAGUAUAUCGUUUCAAACGUCACAGGUUUUACUGAAACUGAAAGUUCGUCGUCAACCACAAUGGUUGUAGUAUGUUUAGUGGAGUGUCAAUGUUACAGUUAGUCUUGCAUUUGUAUUUUAUACGCUUUCUUCUGUUAUUUAAUUGCUGAAGUGAAAAUGUUUGACGAUGAUUUUAAACCAGAAGUUUUUCAGGAACUAGCAUUAGUUGCUGUUGCUGAUUUGGGAAGGAACAUUCCAUCCCAUGACAUAGAACCCUUAAUUCAGAGAGCUUAUUCAAUGGGAGAUCAUAAAUGGACAAAAGAAAAACUUUUAACUGCAAUUCAUGAACUGGAGCACAUAUUUCGCCAGGCUUUGAAGAGUAACCUUUCUUCAGAUGAAUUUUCCCAACUUUUGAGAAGAGAUAAAAGGUUAUCAGAAGAAAAUACCACAUUUCUGACUGCACUUUGGAGAGAAAAAAAGGAGUCACUGCAAUUAUGUGUGAAGCCUGUAACAGUAGGAAAACUACUGGAUGUUAAGUGGAAAGUGGGGUUUUCUGUCAGCUCAGAUGUCUGUCACAAAGUCAGUUCUCCAUAUGUUGUUUUGAAGUUUCAGACAUGUCAGCCAGGUGGAGUUAACACCACAAGAUGUGUUGAAAUGACUAUAGCUCAGUUUCAAGCUUUCCACAAUCAACUGAAAGAUGCAGCCUUGGCUCUAUCCACUGUGUAACAUAGAACCUGUCACCUUUCUGUACCAGCUAUACAUUAUGUUGUUUUCAUAUUUUCAUACCUUAUUUGUUACUUUUUUUUAUGUUACCCAAAUGUCAAACUUGUCACUUUCAAUGAGAAAAUAAACGUGAUAUCGGGCAGGUGGUAGCACUGCCUAUGUAGAGAUGGC